Ochotona princeps (American pika) is the source of this 955-nucleotide messenger RNA. It is a transcript of the gene RNF4, whose product is annotated as ring finger protein 4. The transcript has 8 exons. Bases 297 to 869 code for a protein of 190 amino acids. The record is from RefSeq and is a predicted model, not a curated record. Gene Ontology annotation, molecular function: transcription factor binding; zinc ion binding. Gene Ontology annotation, biological process: positive regulation of transcription by RNA polymerase II. NCBI's taxonomy places the organism in Eukaryota, Metazoa, Chordata, Mammalia, Lagomorpha, Ochotonidae.
GGGCCGUGCCGGCGACGGGGCCAAGGGCUUCGGGGCGGAAGUGGGUCGCGGCCGAGUCGGCGGCGUCUUCCUCAGGGUGCUUGUGGUCAGCGGCUGGCCGGAGGCGCGUCCCUGCUGCCGGGCGCGGACGGCGCGGCGCCUCGCGGGCCUCGGGACCGGCUCCGAGGCUGGAAGAUUGUGGAAAUCUGUGUGGACCCAGAUUGUGCAAACCCAAGGAUGUGUGUCCAGGCGGCCUGACGGGUGGAUAUUGGGCAUCUUUGAGCCUCACCUCGAGGCCACGUCCUUUUCUGAACACAAUGAGCUCGAGAAAGCGUCGUGGUGGGACAGCACAUUCUAGACAGACGCAGAAGCGGACCCGGGAAGCAGCUUCUACUCCUGAGAUCGCCUUGGAAGCAGAACCCAUAGAACUUGUGGAAACUGCGGGAGAUGAAAUCGUGGACCUCACCUGUGAAUCCCUGGAGCCCGUGGUGGUCGACCUGACCCACAAUGACUCCGUUGUGGUAAUAGAAGAACGGAGGAGGCCGAGGAGGAACGCGCGGAGGCUCCGUCAGGACCAUGCCGACAGCUGUGUGCUGAGCAGUGACGAGGAGGAGCUGGCCAGGGACCGAGACGUGUAUGUGACCACCCACACUCCCACAAGUGCCAGGACUGAUGGAGCUGCGGGGCUUAGGUCCUCGGGUACUGUGAGCUGCCCCAUCUGCAUGGACGGAUACUCAGAGAUUGUGCAGAGCGGACGUCUCAUUGUUUCUACAGAAUGUGGCCACGUCUUCUGUAGCCAGUGCCUCCGUGAUUCCCUCAAGAGUGCUAACACUUGCCCAACUUGUAGGAAAAAGAUCAACCACAAACGGUAUCACCCCAUUUACAUAUGAAGUGCUCAGAGCUACUCGGAGGUUCGGACGGACCAAGGGAAAGCCUGGCCAGGGCUCUGCAUGCUGUUAGGAGUGCUGUGGGCGAA